AUGGAGGCCUUGCUGGAAGGGACUCAAGAUCGGGGACCGACGGGGACGCUGACGUCCUGCGAGGCAGCACUGCGGGAGCUCCUGAGACAGACGCGCGUGACGGUGGCUCGUAGGAGGGCUGAGUGGGAAGGGCAGGCGCGCGCUCUGGAGGCUCGCCCGGCCCUCCGGGAACGCGAACUCAAAACUCUCUGCCGUGGGCCGGGUACGGACCGCGGAGAGCUUGGAGCACCGCACCGGCAGGUGGAAGGGCACGAGGAGGUCCGGCACGAGAUGGCCACGCAGUACAAGCAGGAGCUCGAGAAACUGCAUGGAGAAUUGGGCAGACUGAAGAGAAGCUAUGAAAAGCUACAGAAAAAGCGCAUAAGGGGCUUAUGUGUCAAAAAUCACAGGGACGAUCGGUCUGAAAUUGAGAGGUUAACUGGAAAAAUAGAGGAAUUUCGUCAGAAAUCACUGGACUGGGAGAAGCAGCGCUUGAGUUAUCAGCAACAGGUGUCUUCUCUGGAGACACAAAGGAAGGCUCUGGCUGAACAGUCAGAGAUAAUUCAGGCUCAGCUUGCCGAUCGGGAACAGAAACUAGAGUCCGUGGAACUGUCAAGCCAGUCAGGAAUUCAGCGUCUGAGCAGUCGGCUGGAGCGGGCCCGUGACACGGUCUGUGCCGGUGGGCUGGAGAUAGAGCGCCUCACCGCGAGGGUCAGUGACUUGCUUGGAACUAAUAUGACUGUUAUGCAAGAACAGCGGCAAAAAGAAGAAAAAUUGAGGGAGUCUGAGAAACUUUUAGAGGUUUUGCAGGAAGAAAAAAGAAAAUUGAAGGCAGCUCUUCAGCCACAAGAAAAUUUCCACAAGGCAAGAAUGCAAAAGAAAAAGCUACCAGCAAAAUUAAAGGUGACUGACUCUCAGCACACAGUAGAGACCAUCAGGUCACUGGAGAAGCCUCAGGCAGAAAGGAGGUACACGGCUCAAGGGCAGGAGGAGUCAGACAAGGCGCUGUGCCACCUGGAUGUGACCCUCAAUAGCGAAGAACUUCUGCAAGCGGAGGUGACUCGUCUGGAAGGCAGCUUGGAGUCUGUGAGCGCGACAUGUAAACAGCUGGGCCAGGAACUAAUGAAAAAAUAUGAAGAACUGAAGAAAAUGGAAGUACGUAACAAUGAGUACAGGGCAGAGAUUAAGAAGCUGAAAGGACAGAUUUUACAGGCUGAGCAAAGUCACGGUUCUGUACUAGAAAGGAUGAAGAUGGAAAUCUCCCAGCUAACUCGGGAGUUACACAAGCGAGAUAUCACGAUCGCUUCUGCCAAAAGUUCUUCCUCUGACACCAAAAAGAGACUCAAAGCAGAGAUACAAAAGGCAGAAGAAAAAGCAGUAGAGCAUAAGGAGGUUUUGGAUCAGAUGGAGUCACUCAAGCUAGAAAAUCAUCAUCUUUCUGAAACAGUGAUGAAACUGGAAUUAGGUUUACAUGAGGGUCCCUGGUCUGUAUCUCCUCUUGGUUCAAUCGCUGCAAGAUUUUUGGAAGAGGAGGAACUGAGGUCUCAUCAUAUUCUAGAGCGCCUGGAUACCCAUAUUGAGGAACUAAAAAGAGAUGAAAAGACAGUAAAACAGUUCACCGUCUUGAAGUAGCCACUUUAAAAAAAAAUCACAAACUGGGAAAUAAAAAUAUACCCCAAAGAGUUACUGUCGUCUGAAGUAGCAGCUAUUUAAAAGCAUGAACAUAUAAAA
Manis pentadactyla (Chinese pangolin) is the source of this 1710-nucleotide messenger RNA. Its product is annotated as centrosomal protein of 63 kDa-like. Lineage: Eukaryota; Metazoa; Chordata; Mammalia; Pholidota; Manidae. Gene Ontology annotation, biological process: centriole replication; de novo centriole assembly involved in multi-ciliated epithelial cell differentiation. The record is from RefSeq and is a predicted model, not a curated record. Gene Ontology annotation, cellular component: centriole.